Molecule: messenger RNA, 1119 nt
Organism: Insectozyma verbasci
Lineage: Eukaryota; Fungi; Ascomycota; Pichiomycetes; Serinales; Debaryomycetaceae
Source: the annotation of a GenBank genome assembly
AUGAUCAAACUUGUCAAGAAUAACUUGUUACUUUCAAAUAUACUAAUACAAUGUUUUAAUAGACAACAACAACAAAGUAACAAUUAUCGCGUAUUAUUACAAUUAUUUAAUAAAUCUUCAAAAGAUUUAAAUUAUCCACAAUACUUUUCAACAAAUUCAAAAUUAAAUAAUGAAACUAAUUCAAAAUUAGAUAUAUCAACAGCUGAGUAUUUAAAUCAACAAAAAGCAAAAGAGAAAGAGAAUAAUCAACCACGGUCCAAACCAGACAGAAUAAAAAAGAAUGAAAUAGAAAAUAAAAAUGAUAAUAAAUCAGAUUCAAUUAGUAUUUCAGAGCCCCAGGAGUCAAAAUUAGAUAUUUUGACAUCUCAAUUUGAUAAUAAUAUAAUACCAGGACAAGCUAAAAUCAUUCCAGAAGGUUCUAAUCCCGAUGAUUUCCUAACUCAUAUUUUCGAUAAUCUUGAUCCUUAUCUAGAUACAUAUUAUGUAUAUUCCAAAUUAAGAUCUGCUGGAUUUACUGAAGCACAAUCUGAUUCAAUUAUAUGCCUUCUCAUUUAUCAAUUAAAUUCCAAAUUAUCAAAAUUAUCAACUAUAUACUCCCAGAAAAAUGAAUUAGAAUCAGAACAAUAUUUAUUUGAAUCUGCCCAGCAAGAAAUUAGGGUAGAUAUAACUAGAUCUCGAGAGCAACAUGCAAAUGAACUAUUAGCAUUGAUAAAUAUACUAGAAAGAGAUUUUAAAACAAUUUCAGAUGAAUUAAGUAAUGAUUUUUUGGUAUUGAAAAAUGAUUCACAAGUGGUUAUAAAUGAUUCAAAAUCUGAAAAUACACUAAAUUCAAAGAAAAUGUUUUUAAGAAUACAGGAGACUAAUCAUAAGAUAUCAUCAGAGUUGGAUUCUGCCUUAAGGAGUGAAAUUGAAAGUUUAAGGUGGAAUUUAAGUCGUUGGGGGUUGAUUACUUUAUUAGUUGGUGUUUUUGUAAGUGGUGUAAUAUUGAAAUUUAAUUGGAAUAAAGAAGAUAAGAAGAUGGUUAAAGAGUUUGUACCUUUGGUUAUUCGUGAACCUAGUGAAUAUGAAGAUGAUGAUGAUGAUUAUCAUGCAGAUUUAGAUAGAAUAAGUAUUGAUUGA